Halichondria panicea is the source of this 1177-nucleotide messenger RNA. Its product is annotated as 40-kDa huntingtin-associated protein-like. Gene Ontology annotation, molecular function: protein binding. Gene Ontology annotation, cellular component: early endosome. Gene Ontology annotation, biological process: vesicle cytoskeletal trafficking. The transcript is spliced from 14 exons. Bases 93 to 1052 code for a protein of 319 amino acids. The record is from RefSeq and is a predicted model, not a curated record. Lineage: Eukaryota; Metazoa; Porifera; Demospongiae; Suberitida; Halichondriidae.
CUUUUUCUAUCUACAGCACACCAAUAACACAGUGUCAAGCUGGCACAGUAUACUAAUACUAAUACUAGAGUCCAGUACUGUAGUGACUAUAUAUGAUGUCUUCAAAGCAAGAUAAACUGGAUCAUUUGGACAGCAGAAGCCAUGAGCUAUUCUCUCAGUACAGGAUUGUGGCAGGGAAACUCAAAAAACGUUUCAUGAAGAAACCCAAUGUCCGAGAGGCCAGUGAUGACUAUGGUAAGCUAGCGAAUGCCCUGAAGAACGAAGAGAACCCUCAAUACGCUGCUCUAUGUUUCUCGGCCAUGGCAAAAUGUGAUCAGAUACUGGGUGAUGUGUCAGGGGAAGGUGAAGCUUGGGCCAAUGCAGGUCGCCAGUUCCUUAUUGCCGAAGACAUUCUGUUCACUGGAGGCUACCCCAGUUACGGGGACAGUUUAGACGCUGGCGUACAGUGUUUCUUGUUAGCCAUUGAGGCUCACUAUAAGCAAGGCAACGAAGUGAUGGCUGCCAUGUUCUGCUUGGAAAUUGCUCACAGACUUAAGCAUUUUAAGAAGUUUCACGAGGCUCUCACCUUUCUCAAUAGAGCAGCAGAUCUUCAAAAUAACAAACCAGAAUGUCAAUUGCAGACUAUGGAAGAAAUUGCUUUGUGCAAGAUACGACUACGCGAAUACGACAGUGCACUAUCUAUAAUCAGCAAAAUCACCAGCGAGACAAAAGGCAAAGAAGGUCCGUAUGCAGUACUGAGACAAAGGUGUGAGGUGUGUCAGCUCUUGCUACUCCUCAUACUGCAAAUCCCUAGAAAUCAUCUCAAGGCAGAGCACAGUCAAGUACUCAGUAAAUUCUCUAAAGAUGUUCUGGACACCAGUGUUGUAGGCCCUGGGAUGCAUGGAGAGCUGUACGUCCUCCUGCAGUCACUGCUGAUUGCAGUUGAGGACAAAUGCUACAAGGAGAUAGAGGACAUUCAGCCCAUUAUGUGGAGAUAUCUGACGUCCAUCCAGCAGCAUUUGUACAGUCUCCUGAUGGAGGCUCACAAUCCACACAGACAGUCAAUACUUUAGCAGCUCUCAAUUUAGAUUGUUGAUUAUAAAUUAACAAUUUUUAUUGCUUUAACAUACAAUGUGUUGUGUUAUUUGUGAGAAUCUCAACAGCCACUACUGCCACAAUGUUUAGUUUUUUUCUCUCA